UCUGUCUAUGACGUCAUACAUUGUGCUGAAGAGAGAAAGCGGCGCGCUGGAGUCUCCCGGGUACUCGGAACCGUCUCAGGGUGAUCCCUCACUGGGCACCCCGGCCUCCUCUGUCACUCCGAGGCCCAGAAGCGGCCUUCACAGAACACCACUGGGAGCUCGGAACAGAUGUAACACUCGAUUUAAAUCUCCGGUGUACUCAGUGCUGAAUAACAGCCCAGCAGCCGGUGCAUCUGAAUGUCCUAUGGAAAAUGCAGUCCCAGAUUUAAAGCGUCAACACCAUGCUCUAGAUGAAGAGAUCACACAGCUGAAGGCUGAAGGGUACAGCGUGUCAGAACUGGAAGAACACAUCACACUGCUUCACCAGUACAACGAGCUGAAAGAUGCUGGGCAGAUGCUGUUGGGUAAACUAGCUGUUAUCAGACACGUGACCACUAAAGAUUUAUAUGCAGAAUUUGGAUUGGAUUUGGAAGACUAAAAAUAAAGCAGAUGAUGUUUUUUUUCUGGAUAUAUAUGUUAGACUCAUUACAGAUUAGUUACAUGUAAAAUGAGUAAAAUCUGUUGAUGUAAAAUAUUUAGAGGGAAGGCAAGAACUCUCAAGUUACACAGCACCAAGGGACAUUUAAGAAGUGACAUCAUUAGUGUGAAAAAGCAGCUCUUCAAACGGGUGAAAAAAUAUUAAGUAAAUAUUGUUUUAAAUGAAAACUUAAACAGCAAUAUCAGUUUUGUGCUUUCUAGUAAUUCCCAUUGGCUCCUUCCUGCCAGUACUUAGUGACUAAUAGUUACUUCCUGCCAGUACUUAGUGACUGAUAGCUUCUUCCUGCCAGUACUUAGUGUCCGAUAGCUUCUUCCUGCCAGUACUUAUUGUCUGAUAGCUUCUUCCUGCCAGUACUUAUUGUCUGAUAGCUACAUCCUACCAGUACUUACUGACUGAUAGCUUCUUCCUGCCAGUACUUAUUGUCUGAUAGCUUCUUCCUGCCAGUACUUAUUGUCUGAUAGCUUCUUCCUGUCAGUGCUUACUGACUGAUAGCUACUUCCUUCCAGUACUUACUAACUGAUAGCUUCUUCCAGCCAGUACUUACUGUCUGAUAGCUACUUCCUGCCAGUACUUACUGACUGAUAGCUUCUUCCUUCCAGUACUUAUUGUCUAGUACUUAUUGAUAGCUACAUACUGCCAGUACCUACUGACUGAUAGCUACUUCCUACCAGUACUUACUGUUAGCUUCUUCUUGCCAGUACUUACUGACUGAUAGCUUCUUCCUGCCAUUAUUUACUGACUGAUAGCUACUUCCUGCCAGCACGUAUUGACUGAUAGCUUCUUUCUGCCAGUACUUACUGUCUGAUAGCUACUUCCUGCCAGCACUUACUGACUGAUAGCUUCUUCCUGCUAGUACUUACUGUCUGAUAGCUACUUCUGGCCAGUACUUACUGACUGAUAGCUACUUCCUGCCAGUACUUGCUGACUGAUAGCUUCUUCCUGCCAGUACUUACUGACUAUGAGCUACUUCCUGACAGUACUUAUUGACUGAUAGCUACUUCCUGCCGGUACUUACUGACUGAUAGCUUCUUCCUGCCAGUACUUAUUUUCUGAUAGCUACUUCCUUCCAUUACUUACUGAUAGCUGUUUCCUGCCAGUACUUUUUAUCUGAUAGCUACUUCCUGCCAGUACUUACUGACUGAUACCUACUUCCUGCCAGUACUUACUGACUGAUAGCCACUUAAUCCCAGUAUUUACUGACUGAUAGCUAUUUCCUGUAAAUGAUCAUUGGUACAUUAGUAGGAAAUACACAAGUGACACUACCAUAUUAGUUUAUUUAAAUUGUAACUGCUUCUAUUUUACAUUUUUAAGCAAAAACUAAAAACAUCAUAUGUAAAUGCCACUUUUUCAUAGUGAUAAUGGAACGUGGCCCCUUUCCAAAUUUAGUUUUAAUACAGUGGAAGAUAAUUAAUAUUGUUACUAUACUGUUAGCCUCUUGAGAUGUGAUGUGUUGUGGUAAAUGUGUUUACAUCAAAAUAUCCAAUAAUAUCUACAAAAUAAAAUGGUACAGCUGGA
Bombina bombina (fire-bellied toad) is the source of this 2053-nucleotide messenger RNA. RefSeq names its product SWI5 homologous recombination repair protein (gene SWI5). Bases 8 to 478 code for a protein of 156 amino acids. NCBI's taxonomy places the organism in Eukaryota, Metazoa, Chordata, Amphibia, Anura, Bombinatoridae. Gene Ontology annotation, biological process: double-strand break repair via homologous recombination. The record is from RefSeq and is a predicted model, not a curated record. Gene Ontology annotation, cellular component: Swi5-Swi2 complex; Swi5-Sfr1 complex. The transcript is spliced from 5 exons.